AUGGUCGACACCAGGCGGAGCUCCGCGGCCAAGCGCCGGGGCCCGGCCGAGGAGUCCUCGCCAGCGCCGCCACCGCCGACGCAGGCGGAGGCCGCGGCGUCCCCCACGACGGCGGGCGCGCCGGCGGAGCCCGCGUCGACCCCGCCCCCGCCGUCGUCCCGGAGCCGAUCGGGCAAGCGCGCCAAGGUCGCGGUUGCGCGGGUGGAGGAACCCGGCGACAAGGCGGUGGACCCGGCCGCGGUCGACGUGCUCGACAGCUCCGUCGAGAACCUGCAGGGCGUGGCGAGGCCGCCGGCCGUCAACGUCGCCGCGUCCUCCACCGUCUCCAAUUCCGAAGGAAGGAGGAAGAAGAAUCGGCCGGUGAGGGCGUUCCCGACGGACGAGGGGACGCUCUGGAAGGCGCGGCCCGCCAGUGGCCGCGCUGAGGCCUGGGGUAGAUUGAUUUCCCAGUCUUCUGAGUAUCCCUCAAUUCCAAUUUAUCCUGCUCAUUUCACUAUUGGCCAUGGCGGAAAGUGUGACUUGAAACUCACCGAGACAUCUCCUGGGUCACUUAUUUGCAAACUGAAGCAUGUUAAGAGGGGUGCUGCCCUUGAGAUCUACAUGAACAAAGUUGUCCAUGUCAAUGGGAAGGCCUUGGACAAAGCUGCUAAAGUCACCAUCACCGGUGGUGAUGAAGUCAUUUUUGUUUCUCUUGGGAGGCAUGCUUAUAUAUUUGAGCAACUUCCGGAGGAAAAAGCAAGCACAUCAUCUUUGUGUUCAAAAUGUGUCAUCCAACAAGAACAAUAUCCAGCUGUCAAAGGCACACUGGAUCAUUUGUCGUCUAAAGGAACCAAAAUAUCAACACCAUUUAACUUUGGAAAUGGCCGACCUCCACUGGUUCCUCAUGAUAAGGAGAUAGUCAGCAGUUUAUGUAAGACUAUGGGGGAACAGAGCUACUGCCCUUCUGAAGAAAAUAUGACAGUUGGUCGACACCAACUUUUGAAGGAUGAUUUGAAGAAAGCAGCUAUAAGUGCAAGUGAUAUAUCAGAGUCGUUUGAUAAUUUUCCAUAUUAUCUUAGUGAAAAUACCAAAAAUGUUCUCCUGUCAUCAGCAUAUGUAAACCUAUGCUGCAAGGAAUCCACCAAGUGGACAAAGGACAUAUCUUCUCUUUGUAAAAGGGUACUAUUAUCUGGUCCAGCAGGGUCCGAGAUCUACCAAGAAUUACUGGUUAAGGCACUUACCAAAUACUUUGGUGCUAAGCUGCUUGUCAUAGAUUAUUCACUGCUGUCUGGUGGACAGCCUUCAAAGUCAAAGGAAUCAGAACCAUACAAAAAAGGUGAUAGGGUGAGGUACAUUGGUCCUCCUCGAUCAUCAGGGUUUAUGCUCGAGGGACCGAGAGCUCCUGAUUAUGGUUCACAGGGUGAAGUGAGGCUUCCUUUUGCGGAAAAUGGAUCCUCAAAAGUUGGAGUCAGAUUUGAUAAACAGAUCCCUGGGGGCAUUGAUCUUGGAGGCAAUUGUGAGCUUGAUCAUGGCCUAUUCUGUUCUGUUGAUUCUCUAUGCCUCGAUGGUCCAGGAUGGGAAGAUAGAGCCAAACAUUCAUUUGAUGUUGUGUUUGAGUUUGCCUCUGAAGAAAGUCAACAUGAGCCUGUAAUCCUAUUUCUGAAGGAUGUUGAGAAAAUAUGUGGAAAUAAUUACACCUACCAUGGUCUAAAGAAUAAGCUUGAAAGUUUCCCAGCUGGAGUUUUUAUUGUUGGGUCCCAGAUUCAGACAGAUGCUCGGAAAGAUAAGUCGAACAAUGGGUCUCCUUGGCUCAAGUUCCCAUACAGCCAAGCAGCAAUACUUGACCUUGCAUUCCAGGAUAGCUUUGGACGGGUGAGUGAAAAAAAUAAAGAAGCACUCAAGAUGUCAAAGCAUAUAACUAAACUUUUCCCAAAUAAAGUGACAAUUGAACCACCUCAGGAUGAAAAAGAACUCUCCCAGUGGAAACAGCUAUUGGAUCGUGACAUUGAAAUUCUUAAGGCAAAGGCUAAUGUUUUGAAAAUGCAAUCUUUUCUAACCCGCCAUGGUAUGGAAUGUACUGAUUUAGAAUCAGUGGUUUGUGUCAAAGAUCGUAAUCUGAGUCUGACAAGCGAAUGUGUUGAUAAAAUAGUUGGUUAUGCUUUGAGUUAUCAACUCAAGGAUCGCCCUAUUCAAACUCCUGGAAAGGAUGCCAGAGUUGUCCUUUCCGGUGAAAGCCUUAAGCAUGGAGUUGAUUUGUUGGAAAGUAUCCAAAGUGACCCUAAGAAGAAGAGCACAAAGAAAUCAUUCAAGGAUGUCGUCACGGAGAAUGAAUUUGAAAAACGUCUUCUUACGGACGUCAUCCCUCCAGAUGAGAUUGGUGUUACCUUUGAGGAUAUUGGAGCAUUAGAAAAUGUCAAGGAAACAUUGAAGGAGUUAGUUAUGCUUCCUUUGCAAAGGCCUGAGUUAUUCUCCAAAGGACAACUUAUGAAGCCAUGCAAAGGGAUAUUGCUUUUUGGUCCACCUGGCACUGGUAAGACCAUGCUUGCCAAAGCUGUUGCGACAGAGGCUGGUGCUAAUUUUAUCAACAUAUCAAUGUCAAGCAUUGCUUCGAAGUGGUUUGGAGAGGGAGAAAAAUAUGUGAAAGCUGUUUUUUCACUUGCAAGCAAAAUAUCUCCUAGUGUUAUUUUUGUGGAUGAGGUUGAUGGCAUGCUGGGUAGACGUGAGAAUCCAGGGGAACAUGAGGCCAUGCGUAAGAUGAAAAACGAGUUUAUGGUGAACUGGGAUGGUCUUAGGACAAAAGACAAAGAACGCGUUUUGGUACUUGCUGCCACUAAUAGGCCAUUUGAUCUUGACGAGGCUGUUGUCAGGAGGCUCCCCAGGAGGUUGAUGGUUAACUUGCCAGAUGCACCCAACAGAAAGAAGAUUCUUAGUGUAAUACUAGCAAAAGAAGAUUUGGCAGAUGAUGUAGAUCUGGAGGCACUAGCAAACCUGACAGAUGGGUAUUCAGGCAGUGAUCUGAAGAACCUGUGUAUAACUGCAGCACAUUGCCCCAUAAGGGAAAUUCUUGAAAGAGAGAAGAAGGAGAGAACCUUAGCUGAAGCAGAAAAUAGGCCAGCCCCACCUCAGUGUUGUAGCGGCGACGUUCGCUCCCUAAAGUUUAGUGAUUUCAAGCACGCACAUGAGCAGGUUUGUGCGAGUAUAUCAUCGGAUUCAAACAAUAUGAAUGAGCUCGUCCAAUGGAACGACCUCUACGGAGAAGGCGGGUCGAGGCAGAAGACAUCGCUGAGCUACUUUAUGUAG
Molecule: messenger RNA, 3279 nt
Organism: Miscanthus lutarioriparius
Lineage: Eukaryota; Viridiplantae; Streptophyta; Magnoliopsida; Poales; Poaceae
Source: the annotation of a GenBank genome assembly